UUGUCAUCCAGUUUACAUCUCGUUCAUGUCAACGUUGUUUCCUUUAGUUCAUUGUGAACACGGAAGAUUGAUAAAAACCUAUUUUUCUACAUUUUAGGUGAUAGAAAAACAUUUGUGAAUAUUGUCUAACUUUUCUUUUAAUCCCAGAUCAUGCCAUCUACAAGCGAUACAGGAAAGCGUAAACAUGACCCAUGGUGUGAGUCUAACCAAGGAGAACCAGCUGUAAAAAGGCCGUGUGGGACAAAACGGUCAACAGAAAAAGAAGCAGUGAUAUUGAAUCAUGUGAAAAACACAAUUGGGAGUAUUGCAGCCAAACUGUACGAUCAAGAUGACACAAGGCUCAGCACAUUUUUGAAGAAUAAAAUAAAAAACCUGGAGACAGAGAAGAAGGAGUUGGUGGGCGUCUUUGGUAAAACUGGAGCUGGAAAGUCCUCUUUGAUAAACGCUGUCAUAGAAGAGAAGAUGCUUUUACCCUCUGGAAGUGUUGAUGCCUGUACAUCAGUCAUGAUUAAAGUGGAGUCUAACAGAUACAAUGAAAAAUAUGAGUUAGUGAUUGAAUUCAUCACACCAGAGGAGUGGGAAGAUGAGUUGGGGUUAUUGCGUUGUAUGGUUGAUAAUGGUAUUCAAGAAAACCAUGACGAUGAUGACAAUGAUGAUGAUGAUUACCAUGAUGCAGUUGAUAAGCUGACCGCUCUGUAUGAGGAAGAAUGGAGAGAAAAAUCCCCUGAACAGCUGAUGGAGCCCAAGUACUUCAAAGAAAUCCCAGAAUUUCUUCUUUUAAAACAGAAAACUUUGGGCUUUGCAACAGCGAGAGACCUAUCUGACUAUAUUACCAAGUAUACCAGAAAUGCCUCAAUAAAAGGAAGAAAUAAAAGCAUAAAGAAGUGGUAUUGGCCAAUUGUGAAGAGUGUCACUGUUAGGGUACCAAGGAAUAAUUUCCUACAGAAUGUCACACUUGUCGACCUUCCCGGCAAUGGUGACCGUAAUAAGAGCAGAGACACCAUGUGGAAAGAGAUUAUUGGAAACUGUUCAGCUGUCUGGGUUGUUACUGAAAUCAACAGAGCAGCUGCAGACAAGGAAUCCUGGGAAAUCCUAAAAAAUGUCUGCAAUCUAAUUGGAAAUGGUGGAGAAUGUCAACACAUUCACAUAAUCUGCACCAAAUCUGAUGAUAUUAGCCAUUCAUAUGAUAACUCUAUAGCUGAUGUUCAGUCUUUAAUCCUUAAAAGAAACAAGGCAGCAAAAGAUGGGGUGAUCGAAGAGUUAAACAAACUGACCAAGAUUAAGAAACACUUCAGCUAUGACUCUAUCAAAGUGUUCACAGUGAGCUCCAAAGAAUUCUUCACAAACAAACAUCUAAGUCCGGAAAACACUGAAAUUCCUAGACUUCAAGAAUUUUUGCAAAAUCUCAAUGACUGUCACUCAGAGACCAUACACUAUGUGUCUGGAGCACGUGGCAUCCUCUCUCUGAUGCACGGGGCCAGCUUAAGACAAGAGAAUGGCAAAAAUAAAGAAGUGCGUGAAGCUCUUGACAAAAACCUAAGCCUUCAAACUGAGUCAGUCAUAAAUGAAAUGAAUAAGAUUCACGCAGCUUUUGAAAAACACCUUCAAGAAGGAGUUGAGAAAUCCAAAAGCUCAUGUAAAGAAAUCUUGAAGUCUGCUCUAUAUCCCAAGGGUAAGAGUGGUCGGGGUUUUUGUAGUCAGCUGAAAAAAGCAGUAGAGAAUGGCGGCAUCUGGAAACCUAAAAAGGGGAAAGAAAUAAACCUCAACAUGAAAUUAACCUCCCGUCUGACUGACAGCAUUGACAAGCUAUUCAGAGAAACCUUUCCAAAUGAAAGACAAUGCGAUCCAUUCAAUGGAGCGAUCAAUACUUUUACACUUGGCACUGAUGGACUAAAACAAACAUACAAAGAUUUGGAACUGCAGCUGCUAUUCCUCAAGUCAGAGGAAGACCUUCUGAAAGCAAACCUGAGCAAAAGUACCCGUAAGCAGAAGAAAACAGUCUACACAAGUCUGAUAAGGACAAUUGAAAAAUCCAUGCAAGACUGCUACAAUGCAGUAGUAUUUUCAGGCUCUGGAACACUGCAGAACCUGCGGGAAACUAUUGAGAAACAUGUAUUUGGUUUAAAGAACAACAUGUUUGAACAUGCUAAAAUUGUUAUGCUCAUCGAACUGCGUGAAUUAAUGGAGGAAAUUCUCAGAAGACUAGAGCGUACCAUGAAGGAAGCUACUGAGGUCUCUCUUGGGACUGAUUAUCAGUCAAUUCCAGACGUUUCAGCAGAGUUUGAACUGGUACAAAAACUCUACGAUGAGCUGCUGCAAAACAGCCAGAAUAGAGAUCACUUUUAAGCUACACGUAUUAGUGGGAUUCAUUACAGGACACAUCUACAUCCAUUAAGAAGAAAAACUUCAGCAUGAAGAAUAAGAAAAGAUGACCAAAGCUUGUUUUGCCAAGAUGUUAUUUCUUCAGGUCUGGAUCAUAGCCAUUUAGAUUUGUUUUCCCUUUGAAUUUAUUUGCAACUGUUUUUCAUUUUGUCUAAAGGAAUUUAGAAAGUGAAAGUAAAAUUGCAAAUCAUUCAGGUUUGAUGCAAAUCCAUGUUUUAGUGCUUUAAACAAAAUUACAGGAGAAAAAAAAAAUCUAUCUUAUGUUUAUUACUUUUAAUAUUAUAUUGAACAAGUUGCAUUGGUUAUAUGCAGGAGUAUAAUAUGCAACUCUUUAUUUUGAAAGUUUAUUUUACAUAAGCUUUGCAUUUACUGAGAAAGUAGUCUUACAUGUAAUAUAUUCAGUAGAAUCAAAGGUACGUUUCAAAAGAAGAGAGUGAAUGUAUUGAUAUUUGGACUUACAUGUGAAAUAUAUCAAAAGUGGAAGUGUGGUGGGAGUUAUUUCUUUCUCUUUCUGUUGGGAUUUUUAUUUGUUUUGGAAUCUUGGUGAAAUUUAGAACUAUGGUUAUAUUUAAGAUCUGUUCAGUUAGGUGAGGGUGCAUGCCUUUUUUUCAACUUUCCUUAUUGCCAUUAAAAUGAUGAAAUAAAUUCACAAUGACCUGGGUAUGAUUUUCUUCUGCAUGAAAACUGUUGACAGAGAAAUUAGUGGUGCUAAAUGCAAGACGAUGACAGUCAAAAAAGAAAGUGGAAAAUAAUUAACCCAUGACUUAGUGUUAGUUAAACACAUUAAACCAAAAUUUAAUACAAAGAAGUUUCUUAAAUAUCAGACAAAUGAAAAACAACCUUUUUUUUUCUUUUACCUUUAUUCAGUAUAGAAAGAAAAAUCAUAUGUCAAAUUUUCUAUGAGGUGCAA
Cyprinodon variegatus (sheepshead minnow) is the source of this 3292-nucleotide messenger RNA. Its product is annotated as nuclear GTPase SLIP-GC-like. Gene Ontology annotation, molecular function: GTPase activity. Lineage: Eukaryota; Metazoa; Chordata; Actinopteri; Cyprinodontiformes; Cyprinodontidae. The transcript has 18 exons. Bases 151 to 2346 code for a protein of 731 amino acids. The record is from RefSeq and is a predicted model, not a curated record.